GGCCCUUGACCCGGGAGGGAAAGCCCCGACUCCCGAGCGCCGCCCGCCUUCAGCCGCCGUUUUGCACCGGGAGUGGGCGGCGGCGGGAGGGAAGCCCUCCUGGGGCCGGGCUUGGGCCCGGGCGGGGCGGUGGCGGAGGGCGGGCCCCUCGGGCCGAGCGGGCCGUAACCUUCUGGGAGGGCAGAGGUGGGAAAGCCCUGGUUCGGAGGCUGGCGGCCGCGCGAGCCUUGGGCUCCUCGCCAGCCCGCUUCGAGACUUCGGCCGGUCGGUCCCUCUGGGCCGCGGUGUCCUCGUAAUUCUGGCAGUCCCAAGCUGGAUGCAGCGCGCUGCAGUAUCCGCCUUCUUCUGUACCAUCCAGGUCAGAGCUGACUAAGAAGUAUACAGAAGCCAAGUCAUGGAUCCACCUGCACGUAAAGAAAAAUCCAAAGUUAAAGAGGCUGUCAGCAGAGUUGAGAAGGCCAAGCAGAAAUCAGCCCAGCAGGAGCUGAAGCAAAGACAGAGAGCAGAGAUCUAUGCCCUCAACAGAGUCAUGACAGAACUGGAGCAGCAGCAGUUUGAUGAGUUCUGUAAACAGAUGCAGCCUCCUGGAGAGUGAGCUACCCCUGCGUUCACACUCGAUGGAACCCUUUGGGAGGCUUUGUUUGUGUGUUACCAGUCUUAAGCUGAGAUGGCCCAUUUGGAGCCUUACACAACUGGACAAGAAGACAUUUGUGUUAUUCCUAAAACUGGAUAAAUUGGAACUUCCUAUAUCUAACUUACUUCACUAGUUCCUCUGAUCUGAAUUGGCCCAUUGCUUGCUGAAGAGACUUGUUCUAUUCUUCCAAGACAAUAGAUUCUUUUUUUUUUUAACUUUUUCUAUUUUUUGAAAAAAACCUCAGUGUUUCUUGUGAAACUGUAAAUCUCCAAAACUACAAAUAAAAUACUAAUAA
This is a messenger RNA of Kogia breviceps (pygmy sperm whale), 929 nucleotides long. RefSeq names its product small vasohibin binding protein (gene SVBP). Lineage: Eukaryota; Metazoa; Chordata; Mammalia; Artiodactyla; Physeteridae. The record is from RefSeq and is a predicted model, not a curated record. Gene Ontology annotation, biological process: protein secretion; negative regulation of protein ubiquitination. Gene Ontology annotation, cellular component: apical part of cell.